Messenger RNA from Onychostruthus taczanowskii (white-rumped snowfinch), 935 nucleotides. Its product is annotated as translation initiation factor IF-2-like. The transcript has 4 exons. The coding region runs from base 1 to 714 and encodes 237 amino acids. Gene Ontology annotation, cellular component: nucleus. Gene Ontology annotation, biological process: protein sumoylation. The record is from RefSeq and is a predicted model, not a curated record. Gene Ontology annotation, molecular function: ubiquitin-like protein ligase binding; protein tag activity. NCBI's taxonomy places the organism in Eukaryota, Metazoa, Chordata, Aves, Passeriformes, Passeridae.
AUGGCGAAGGAGGAGCUCCGGCGGGCAGCUGGGAGGGAGCGAAGAGCGGCCGCCACUCCUCCUCCCGGGGCACGGCUUCGGUGCGGCUCCGCCUCCCCUGUGGCGCGAGGCCGCCGAGGUGUCCCAGCCGGGGGGAGCAGGAGCGGGGCCGGCCGAGGUGUCCCGGCCGGGGGGAGCAGGAGCGGAGCCGGCCGAGGUGUCCCGGCCGGGGGGAGCAGGAGCGGGGCCGGCCGAGGUGUCCCGGCCGGGGGGAGCAGGAGCGGGGCCGGCCGAGGUGCCGCAGGAUGUGGCUGGGGGGGUCCGGCCCGAGCGGGGCUCACCCGGCAAAGCUCUGAAGCCCGCCGCAUCCUGCAGUUUUCCGUCCAGGAAUGCGUGAAAACGGAGAUCGAGCACAUCGACCUGAAAGUUGUCGGGCAGGACGGCUCCGUGGUGCAGUUCAGAAUAAAGCGGCACACUCCGCUGAGCAAGCUCAUGAAGGCGUACUGCUGCCGACAGGGCUUGUCAAUGAGGCACAUUAUGUUCCUGUUUGAUGGACAGCCAAUUAAAGAAGCAGACACACCUGCACAGCUGGAGAUGGAACACAACGACACGAUCGAAGUGUACCAGCAGCAGACAGGUGGAGGGUGCUCAGACACAGCCUCUUUGGGAGAACAGUUUGAGGAUCCUCAUCACACCUCACUCUCUCAUCUGUCCUUGGAUUUGUUGUUUUAUUAAGGAACAAAUGAACAUGCCAGUCACACAGGGUUCUCUGAAACUUCUCAGGAUAUUUACCAAAGUUGCUUGUUGUCUUUGACAUUCUGAGUGCACAAGUCAAAGUAGUAUCUGCAGGGAUUGAGCUGUGUCUGAAUUUCACAAUUUUAAAUUCAGAUUAAGUAAUGUGUGUUGUCUCUAUGUUGUUAGCCUUUUGUAAAAAUGUAUUGUUUGUAUUCUCUUUU